Molecule: messenger RNA, 6549 nt
Organism: Phlebotomus argentipes
Lineage: Eukaryota; Metazoa; Arthropoda; Insecta; Diptera; Psychodidae
Gene: DNApol-epsilon255
Product: DNA polymerase epsilon catalytic subunit 1
Exons: 4
Coding region: 70-6549 (2159 amino acids)
Biological process (GO): DNA replication proofreading; nucleotide-excision repair, DNA gap filling; leading strand elongation
Cellular component (GO): epsilon DNA polymerase complex; nucleus
Molecular function (GO): DNA binding; DNA-directed DNA polymerase activity; zinc ion binding
Source: RefSeq, a predicted model, not a curated record
GGAGACGCGAAAAUUUCUUUGAAAAUAGUGAUAACUCAAGAGGAUCAGUGCGCAAGGUGUCCCUGAAGGAUGAGUGUGAACACGGGGAGAGCGCGAAACAGGAAUUUCGAAGGGAAUUCCGGUUCUGAUGUGACUUUCAGGACAAUUCAAGAGAACGAGAGGAUAGACUUUCGCUAUGGCUUCGCUACGCCUAGUGAUUCCAAGGAGAGAAACGGUUAUCUACUGAAUCUUCAUUCGACGGAUGUGCUCAAUGAGAACCGCCAGUUGGUGUCUGGAUUGGAUAUGUACUUCCUCGAGAUGUCAGGAGCACGAUUCAAAGCCACAUUCGUGUUUCAGCCUUAUUUCUUUGUGCUGCCCAAGGCGAGUCACUUCACGGAAGUGCAGAGAUUCCUGGACAGGAAGUACGCCGGGCAAAUAGUCACAUCUGAGGCGGUGGAUAAGGAGGAUCUUAAUCUGGCGAACCAUCUCAUUGGCAUCAAGCAGAACUACAUCAAGGUGUCCUUCCAGAACAUCAACACGCUGAUCAAAGUCAGGCGAGAAUUGCUGGCGGCAGUGAGGAAGAAUCAGGAGAAUGCAAAGAACCACACGGAUUACAUGCAGCUGCUGGCUGCCAGUAUGUCUGGUGAGGCUGGACCAUCUCGUGGCAGUGAUUUCUUCAACUCUGACCUCAUGGAGUUCAUUGUGGACAUCCGAGAGUACGACAUUCCCUAUCACGUGCGAGUGUGCAUCGAUCUGAAUGUCUUCUGCGGCAAUUGGUACUCAGUGACAUGCUUCGGAGGACAAAAUCCCAUCAUAAAGCCCUGCACGGACAUCAUCGAUCGCCCUGAACCGAUUGUCCUGGCUUUCGACAUUGAAACGACAAAGUUGCCGCUCAAGUUUCCGGACGCCAAUACAGAUCAGAUCAUCAUGAUCUCCUACAUGAUCGAUGGUCAGGGGUAUUUGAUCACGAAUCGAGAGAUCAUCUCGGCGGACGUGAAGAGCUUUGAGUACACGCCCAAAGCGGAAUUUGAGGCGACUUUCACGGUAUUCAACGAGCCCAACGAAAUGGCCACAAUCCAGAAGUUUUUCAGCCACAUUCUCGAGGUGAAGCCGCACAUCUUCGCCUCCUACAACGGUGACUUCUUCGAUUGGCCCUUCAUCGAGACGCGCGCAGCCGUGUACGAUAUCGACAUGAAGCAGGAAAUUGGGUUCAGCAAGAAUCGCGAGGGUCACUUUCUCUCUCGACCAGCUUCGCACUUGGACUGUCUCAACUGGGUGAAGAGAGACUCCUAUUUGCCGGUGGGAUCGCAAGGAUUAAAGGCUGUGGCGAAGGCGAAGCUGCGUUAUGAUCCUGUGGAGUUGGAUCCCGAGGAGAUUUGCUCUCUGGCCGUGAAGAGGCCUCAAGUGCUCUCCAAUUACUCCGUUUCGGAUGCUGUGGCAACUUACUAUCUCUACAUGAAGUACGUGCAUCCCUUCAUCUUUGCCCUGGCCACAAUUAUCCCCCUGGAUCCGGAUGAGGUGCUGAGGAAGGGCUCUGGAACUUUGUGUGAGAACUUGCUGAUGGUGCAGGGCUUCAGGGCGAAUGUGAUCUUCCCCAAUAAGCAAGUGGAGGAGGUGAAUAAGAUCACGGACGGUUACGUUCUGGACACUGAAACAUACGUUGGCGGUCAUGUGGAGGCGCUUGAAUCGGGUGUCUUCCGUGCUGAUAUCCCGUAUCGCUUCCGCAUCGACACGGACAUGGUGACGAGCCUCCAGGAGGAUGUGGACAAGGUGCUCUAUCAUGCUAUUGCCGUGGAAAAAGGAGUGUCGAUGGAGAGUGUGAAGAAUCUGGCCGAGGUGACGGCAGAGAUCAGAGCGGCCCUCGAGGCACUUCGCAACAUACCCAAUAGGAUUGAGCAGCCUGUCAUCUACCACUUGGACGUGGGCGCCAUGUAUCCGAACAUCAUCCUCACGAAUCGCCUCCAACCGUACGCGAUGGUGAAUGAGACGAAUUGCGCCGUGUGUGACUUCAAUGAGCCCACGGCGCAGUGCAAGCGUGACAUGACGUGGUCGUGGCGCGGAGAGAUGCUGCCGGCCACGAAGAGUGAGCUGCAGAGAAUCCAGCAGCAGCUGGAGACGGAGACUUUCCCACCGGUGUUUCCCAAUGGGCCGCCGAGGGCCUUCAAUCAACUGUCGCGAGAGGAUCAGCGGGCGUACGAGAAGAAGAGACUGAUAGACUACUGUAAGAUGGCGUACAAGAAGAGGAAGAUCACACGCCUGGAGACGAAGACAAGCACGGUGUGUCAGAAGGAGAACAGCUUCUACGUGGACACGGUGAGAUCCUUCAGGGAUCGCCGGUAUGAGUACAAGGAGAUGACGAAGAAGGCCAAGGGUGCUGUGAUUGAUGCCAUCAAGACGGGCGAUGCGAGUGAAAUCAAGGCGGCGAAGGGACGAGAAGUCCUCUUUGAUUCCCUCCAAUUGGCUCACAAGUGCAUCCUCAACUCCUUCUACGGAUAUGUGAUGAGACGCGGCGCGCGAUGGCACAGCAUGCCAAUGGGUGGGAUUGUGUGUCUCACGGGAGCGAAUAUCAUCACGAAAGCCCGCGAAAUCAUUGAGCGGGUGGGAAGACCACUAGAGUUGGAUACAGAUGGAAUUUGGUGCAUUUUGCCGGGAUCAUUUCCACAGAACUUCACAGUGGAGAGCACCGAGGCGAAGGGCGGGAAGUUUGUCAUCUCCUAUCCCAACGCCAUCCUCAAUGCGAUGGUGAAGGAUCAUUUCACGAACGAACAGUACCAUGAGCUCGUGACUCCUGCGUGUGACGGCAAGAGGCCGGAGUAUACGAAGAGGGAGGAGAAUUCGAUCUUCUUCGAGGUGGACGGACCUUAUCUGGCCAUGGUGCUGCCGGCAGCCAAGGAAGAGGGCAAGAAGCUGAAAAAGCGCUACGCUGUGUUCAACUUCGAUGGCUCAAUUGCUGAGCUAAAGGGAUUCGAGGUGAAGAGACGUGGAGAGUUGCAAUUGAUCAAGAAUUUCCAGUCGUCUGUCUUCGAUGCCUUCCUCCAGGGCAAGACACUGGAGGAGUCUUACGGCAGUGCCGCCAAGGUGGCCAACUACUGGCUCGAUGUGCUGUACAGUCAUGGCGAGAGCAUGCCGGAUAGCGAGCUAUUUGAGCUGGUGUCUGAGAAUCGCUCUAUGUCGCGCAAACUGGAGGAUUACGGAGUGCAGAAAUCCACGUCAAUCUCCACGGCGAAGCGCCUGGCGGAGUUUCUGGGAGAUCAAAUGAUCAAGGAUGCUGGAUUGUCGUGCAAGUAUAUCAUUUCAGCCAAGCCCGAAGGAGCACCGGUUACUGAGAGAGCCAUUCCGCUGGCCAUCUUCCAGUCAGAGGCCAGCGUGCGACGACACUAUCUCUGUCGCUGGCUCAAAGAUCCCAGCAUGGGCGAAGCCGACCUGCGCGAAGUGCUGGACUGGAAUUACUACAUUGAGCGUCUGAGUGGGGCUAUUCAGAAGAUCAUCACAAUUCCCGCGGCACUGCAAGGCCUCUCGAAUCCGGUGGAGCGAGUGGCUCAUCCGGAGUGGCUGCACAAGAAGAUUCUGCAGAAGGACGAUGUGUUCAAGCAGAGGAAGAUCACUGAGAUCUUCAAGGCGAAGCCAAAGGAAGUGGCGGACAUUGAGGACUUGGCGACUGCGCCUGUGGCUUCUGGAUCACAGCAGAAGCGUCCGAUGACGGUGAAGAGGAAGCGACAGGAAGUGCUCGAUGGCGAGGCAACAAUUGAGAGUCUCUUGGGCGCCGCGCCACCCAUGGGACCUUCCCACGAUGAAGUUCUCGAGUGGGUGAAGUACCAGAAGAAGAAGUGGACUCUGCAGUUGGAGCAGCGCUCGCUGGCCAAGAAGAAUCGCGCGAAGCAGCAAAGAUUGGAAGAUGCUCCGCGUGUCGUGGAUUCCCGACGAUCUCGAGCCACAAUUGGUGAUUUUCUUCGCAAAACUCACUCCACUCUGCUCGAAACGACGUGGGAAAUCAUUCAGAUUGCCGAGACUGAUUAUCCGGGGAAUUUUGUCAUGUGGAUCCUGACGAAUGGUGAGGAGUUGCACAGGAUCCGACUCACUGUGCCCAGAGUGUUCUAUGUGAAUCAACGUGUGGCACUGAGUCAGGAGCUGGAAGAGGCUGAAAAUGCAGUGUUCAAGAAAGUGCACAGAAUCCUGCCACGAUCCAGUCCUGUUCAUCACCUGUAUCGCUACCAAAUCCCUGAGCAAACGUACCAAGAUCGCAAGCUGGAGAUGCUGAUUGAUCUGACAACGCCGGACAUUGAGGGAAUCUAUGAGACGCAGACGAGUCUGAUGUUCAGGAGUGUGAUUGACUUGGGAUGCAAGUGUGCUGUGCAGCGCAGCGAGCGCAAUCGCACCACCAACAAGGACUCCUUCUCACUGGAACACCUCGAGUUCCGCAGUGACAAGGAUCACACGUAUCUGCAGAGCUAUGGUCAGCUGAAGAAGAUCUUCCUGUACCAGCACAGCAGCGCCACGGGGAAGAGAAACAUGUGGGGUGUGUUUGUGCCGUCCACGAAGAAGGCCACAAUUCUCGUGAGUGACUCCGUGCGAACGGAUCAGAUGCCAAAUCUGAAGACACUCUAUCACGCCGAGAUAAAGAGCUUUCGUGCAAACAUGCGCGAGGAGCAGAAGGAUCUGCUGCCGCCAAGUGAGAUGGAUUUUGAGAUAGUGUUCGAGACGGAAGCGAGAAAUGUCCACAGAGCAAUUCAGAGGAUUCUCUCGGCAUGCAAGCACGAGAUAAAGGGACCAACGCUGCUCUUUAUGCAAAUAUCACUGAGUCUCGCUGAAUUGGUCGCCGCCAUGCCUCAGUUGGCGGAGUUUCCGCAGGUGCAGAUCCACAUCACGGACGAGGUGUCCCUGCUGUCGGCGAUCAACUGGCAACAGAAUGGUUGUCGCUCCAUCAUAAGGCACUUCCUCAAUCUGCCCACUGUGGUGGAGUCGAUGCUGCGACAGUGUCGCUACUAUCACAUCCCCAUCGGGAAUAUGCCAACGGAUCCCAUCCUCUUCGGGGCGGAUCUCUUCUUCGCUCGCUAUCUGCAGAAGAACAAGUUUCUCUUGUGGUGCUCUAAGACGAAUCGCCCGGACCUUGGCGGCCGCGAGACGGACGACAGCCGGCUGCUGAUGGAGUGCGACGAUGGGAAUUCUCGCGUCCAGAACCGCAGUGGCUUGUAUUCCAGCAUCUCCGUCGUGCUGACCAUUGAGAAUCUCGCCGUGAGCGCUCUGCUGCAGUCCAGCAAGAUCCAGGAGGCCGAAGGCUCUUUCAAUGCCGUGUCCUUUGACAUGAUACCCCAAGGAUUUGUCGACGAGAUGCUGGCCGGCCGAUCGAAGGCAUCGUAUGAUGAGUCGUCGCACUGCAAUUCAUCCCUGCGCGUGAUGCGCCUGAUGGUCAAUGGAUGGCUGAGGGACAUUUCUCUGAAUCGCAGCAUUUUCUCUGACACGCAAAUCAUGCACUUCUAUCGAUGGAUAAAGUCCUCGAGUGCUCUCUUCUACGAUCCCGCUCUGAGGAGGACAAUGUUCAAUCUGGUGAGGAAGUAUUUUCUGCAACUUCUGGCGGAGUUUCAGCGAAUGGGAGCCACAAUUGUCUUUGCCGACUUCAAUAGGAUAAUCAUCAACACAGAGAAGGAAACCACAGUGGACUCCAUUAACUACAUUGAUUACAUUGUCCAGAGUAUUCGCAACAAAGAGAUGUUUCACGGUGUUCAUCUCACGUUCCAACAAUCGUGGAAAUAUCUUCUGUGGAUGGACAAUUUCAACUAUGGUGGUAUUCGAGUGAAUCCUGAAGUGUCUGAGGAGAAUUCCCUGGAGAUUGAGAUGACAUUCAAUAUUGAGAAUGAAUUACCGAAGGAGGGAAAUUGUGCGGAGUACUUUGGGAAGCUCAUCUCGGCUCUGCUCACCUCUUUGGCGACGGAGGGAAGUCUGCAGAAGGCUUUCGAGCAGCACUGCCAACGCGCAUUCACAACAGUUGAGCACAUCCACAAGAAAUUUCCCCAUCAUGAGGCUAAACCAGCUCUAAAACUGGUCACAGCGCUUCACAAGAUCCUCUCCGUGGCGGAUCAUAUCACACCAGAGGUGGAUUCCCUGCACAGGAAUCUGCUGAAACUGAUCGGUGUGGGGGAGUUCAGUGAUGUGGCCACAUGGAAGGACUCCAGCAACCAAAUCACCCUCAUGGAAGUCAUCUGCAAAGCCUGCAAUCACUGCCGAGACCUCAAUUUGCACAAUGAUCCUCACAGAGCGCUCAAGGACGGAGUGCCCGUUUGGCUCUGCUCUCAGUGCUUCGGUUGCUACAAUACGGAUGAAAUUGAGGGAAUGCUGCUGGAAAUUGUCCAGCGGAAGCUCAUGUCCUACACCCUGCAGGAUGUCAAGUGUGUGAACUGCAAGCAAAUCAAGAAGAGCAAUAUGAUGGCCACUUGUGAGUGCACUGGCGCCUUCACGAAUCUCCUGCCGCGCGAGGAACUGCAGCGCGACCUCAAGAGCUUCCUGGAAGUGUCUCAAGUGUACCGCAUGACGCUGCUGGAGGACUACAUCAAGUGGAUUGAGAAGCUUUACUGA